Molecule: messenger RNA, 5058 nt
Organism: Polyodon spathula (Mississippi paddlefish)
Lineage: Eukaryota; Metazoa; Chordata; Actinopteri; Acipenseriformes; Polyodontidae
Product: protein crumbs homolog 1-like
Exons: 13
Coding region: 130-4413 (1427 amino acids)
Biological process (GO): heterophilic cell-cell adhesion; establishment or maintenance of epithelial cell apical/basal polarity
Cellular component (GO): plasma membrane; protein-containing complex
Molecular function (GO): calcium ion binding
Source: RefSeq, a predicted model, not a curated record
CAAAUGGCAUCUUGUGAAGCCUGUGGCUUGGAAGCACCAAGCAGUAUGUACCUGUUGUUGUGGGAGACACAAGCAAGCACUUGCAACAUGCCCAGCAGUGAGUUCACAGGAUGAUUUCUCAUCAUAAAUAUGGCUUUUUCAAAAUCUUCCCGAUUCAAAUUAUCGUUCGUCACCAACCUCAUUCUUCUGAGUCUCAUCAGUAUUGGAAGUGUAUUUUGUGUGGAGACCAUUACCGCAUGCCUAUCUGACCCUUGCCAAAACAACGCUACUUGCGAGGAUGUUACUCCAGAGUAUAUUUGCAACUGUCCCUCAGUUCCAAUCGCUGUUGUGAACACAAUCUGUGAAAAAUCCAGUGAACUUUGCAGCCCCAGCUCUUGCCAAAAAAAUGUCACUUGUAUAAACACUGGUCAUCCUAGUGACCUGAUCUGCCAUUGUCCACCUGGCUUUUCUGCAGAACUUUGUGAGACAUAUGUCCAUCAGUGUGCCAGCAGCCUUUGUGAGGGCAGAGCUAGCUGCCAGGUUGGGGCUGUCCAAGUUGAAGCUGCUGAUUAUAGAUGUGUCUGCCCGGAAGGUUACACAGGUACCCACUGUGAGGCUGAUGUUAACGAAUGUGCCUCCAGCCCCUGUCAGAACAGAGCUCUGUGCAGGGAUGGAAUCAAUGGCUACUCCUGUUACUGUGUGCCCGGUUUUCAAGGCAAACACUGUGACAUCGAGGUGAACGAAUGUGUCUCUCAGCCUUGCCAAAAUGGAGCAACUUGUCUAAAUGAGAUUGGGAAGUAUGUCUGUGCCUGCACGCCAGGUUACACAGGCAAGAACUGUGAGCUGGAAAUCGAUGAAUGUCAGUCAGAGCAGUGCUUGAACGGAGCGGCCUGUCAGGACUACCUGAAUGGCUUCUCCUGCACAUGUGUGCCUGGUUUCCAGGGGGAUUUCUGUGAAAUCGGUGUUGACGAGUGCAAAAGUCAACCAUGCCAAAAUGGAGGGCAGUGUGUUGAUGGAAUAAAUCGCUACAGCUGCGUUUGUUCUGGCACAGGUUUCAUGGGCCUUCACUGUGAAAUUCGCAUUCCACCGUGCUUAUCACAACCCUGUUUUAACAGUGGUACUUGUGAGGAGCGUGGUGGGAACUACACAUGCCAGUGCUGGCCAGGCUUCACAGGCAGUGACUGUGAGAUGGAUGUAAGUGAAUGCAGCAGUAACCCUUGCGCCUCUGGGAGUGAGUGUAUAGAGCUGUCUUGGAAGGAACGAUAUGGAACAGCCCCAGAACUGCCGGCAGAAUUUGAUUACCAAUAUGCUGCUGGCUUUGUCUGCAAAUGUCAGCAUGGUUUUACAGGUGUUCUUUGUCAAGAGGACAUUAAUGAAUGUGAUACGAAUCCCUGCUACAAUGCAGGUACCUGUGAGAACAUCAAUGGAAGCUACAUCUGCCACUGUCCACCUACUCACGAAGGGGGAAUCUCUUAUGGGGGGCCAAACUGCACAGACGUCCUUAUUGGCUGUGAGAACCAUAACUGCCAAAACGGGGGCACAUGCACCCCCUCCCUAAAGAACGGUCUGCAUGAGUUCAGCUGCAUGUGUCUGAACGGCUACUCGGGGUCAAGGUGUCAGACAUCUACAACAUUUUCAUUUGAGGUGAAGGGAUACCUUCACGUUGAAACAUCUCUCAAGGAAGAGGACAUUUCUUUAAAUGUAACUCUAAGUUUUAGAACCGUACUACCUAAUGCUAUUAUAUUUCACAGAGGGAAUAAACAUGUUUUCAUCAAUUUACAACUUCUUCAUGGCCUCUUGCAUUUAACCCUACGGAUAACAAAAGAGCAGAGCUUUGUUCUGGAGCUGUCUCACAACGUGACAGAUGGAGAGUGGCAUACUGUGGAGACAACGCUGGGAAAGAACACAUUGGAAAUGAAAGUCCUGGAUAAGUCCUGCAGUAGCGACUGUGCUAAACAAGAGCCCGUGGGAGCACUUGAUGGUCAGCUUGUAUCUGCAUUACAGAAUACCUUCAUUGGUGGUCUCAAAGUCAAUGGGUCCAGUUCCGAGAGCAUUAAUGGCAUCCACGCCGAACCUUACUUGAUUGGCUGUCUGCAAGAUGUACAUGUAGAUUCCGAGUUGAUUCUCCCUGGUAACUGGUCUUCUGAAUCAGCCUUGAAUGUGCAUUUGGGUUGUAGCAAGAGAGACAGGUGUGUUACCAACCCAUGUCAGAACAGGGGACGUUGUGUCAACCUAUGGCAAAGUUAUCAGUGUGAAUGCUAUCGGCCAUAUGAAGGACAAAACUGCUCAGAUGAAUAUGUAGUUGCCAGGUUUGGAAAUGACAACACCCGGGGAUCUGCUGCAUUCAAAAUCGACGACAACCCAGGUGAGAACGUCACCAUUUCCAUGUUCAUUCGCACACGCAGACUCGCCGGCUUGCUGUUGGUUUUGAAAAACAGCACCUGCCAGUAUUUGAGGAUCUGGUUGGAAGAGGGCAGAGUAAAAGUUCAGGUCCAUGAGUAUUACACCCUAUCUGGGAAUCGUUUUAUGAGUGAUGGACAUUUUCAUUUACUAAGUGUGAAAAUAGAGCAGAACAAGAUGGAGCUGUUCCAGUCAGCCCAGAAAUUGAGUUACAUCUCUAUUCGUGCAAUAAAAGUGCAGUCAGAAGAUGUUGUUUAUGUUGGAGGCCUAUCAGAUGAACAUGAAGUGGAUGCAUUCGGGGGAUAUUUCAAAGGCUGUGUUCAGGACUUACGAAUCAACAAUAAACGACUGGAAUUCUAUCCUAUUGGUGCUCCUGUGAACUCUUACAGUAAAAGAACCCUGGUGAAUGUGACACGUGGCUGUACUGGGGACAACACAUGUGAGAUAAAGCCCUGCCAGAAUGGUGGGGUGUGCUACUCAAUCUGGGAUGACUUCACCUGCUCCUGCCCCCCCAGCACUGCUGGGAGAUUCUGCGAAGAUGUCCGAUGGUGUGAGCUCACCCCCUGCCCUUCAGUGUCUGUGUGUCGGCCACUAAACAAAGGGUUUGAAUGUAUCGCCAAUGCAACAUUUACUGAAGACAGCAAUAUAAUGUACAGGGGUAAUGGUAAGAUUGACAGAGAUCUCACUAACAUUACCUUUAGCUUUCGGACCAGGAAACAAGAAACUACCUUGCUUCAUGCUGAAAAGGGGCCUGAAUUUGUUACCGUUGCUAUCCAGAACUCACAUAUAUUAUUUGAAUUGCAGAGUGGGAUGAGUUUCAUUACAGUGAGAAUGAAGAGCCUUUUGCCAGUCAGUGAUGGCAGAUGGCACACAAUGACUCUUUCUAUGAUAUAUCCUACAUCGCUAUUCUCAAGGUGGCACAUGGCAAUAGAUGGAGCAGAAGAAACGACCACCACUAAUGUAGCCACUGGAAACCUGAACUUUCUCAAGGAAGGAACUGAGAUUCUCCUGGGUGGCCUUGGUCCGGAUCUUGGAGGCAACUUGGUCGGCUGUCUUAGCACUGUAGAAGUCAGUGGCGUUUCUUUACCUUACUUUGAUGAUACAAAUAUUCACGUUGCAAAGCCUCAGCAAGAGCAGUUCAUUAAAACAUCAACCAAACCUGCCAUCAUUGGCUGCUCAGGAGCGAGUGUCUGUACCCCUAACCCCUGUCUGACAGGAGGCAGCUGUGAAGAUCUGUUCAAUCUUUUUAACUGCACAUGCCCUGCCGGUUGGGCUGGCCUCAAGUGUGACAUAAACAUUGACGAGUGCGCGUCCAACCCUUGUAUCCAUGGCAACUGCUCAGAUAAAACAUUGUCUUACGAGUGUGACUGUGAUCCCGGUUACACAGGGAAGAGCUGUGAACUGGAGAUCGAUGAAUGUGAAAAGCAUCGUUGUGUGAAUGGAGCCACAUGCCUCGAUGGCAUCAACAGCUACUCCUGCCUGUGUUCUCCUAACUUCACAGGACCAUUUUGUGACCAGGGACUCAGACCUGACAUUCCCUUGCACUAUCCCGGGCUACGAUACCCUAAGCUUCCUGUGUCAAUCUGUGGAAAUGGCAAAAGAAACUAUACAUGUUUCAAUGGAGGGAACUGCACAAGAACCGGAGAACAGCGGAGGUGCACUUGUUUUCCAGGCUUUACUGGAGACCGGUGUGAAAUCGACAUUGACGAGUGUAAGUCUAACCCCUGUUUAAAUGGAGGCCUUUGCCGGAACAUGUUCAACAAGUACCAGUGCCUCUGUGACAUGAACUUCGCCGGGGACCACUGUGAGCUUGAUCUGACCACGGACACAAUGACCCCAGAGCUCAUUCUCACAAUUUGCUUGGUCUCGGUGGCUCUGCUAAUAGCCCUCUUCCUAGCCACCAUCGCUUUCACUGUGGCCAUAAACAGGAGGGCCACCCACGGGACCUACAGCCCCAGCCGACAGGAGAAGGAGGGAUCCCGGGUUGAGAUGUGGAACAUGGUGCAGCCACCCCCCAUGGAAAGACUUAUUUAAACAAAAACAGCUUUGGCUCCAUUUGUACUGUGAAACGGUUGUAAAUUGUCAUUAAAAGUUAAAAGCAUUUGGAAGUGUAAUUCAUUUCUAUCAUGACUAGCAUGGGAUAAGUGGAAUUAGCCAUGUUACAGUUAUCUUUUUUUCUUUUACGUUUUGAUUUUUUUAUUUUUUUUUUUUUCUAUUUGCACAGCAGUCUGUUGCACUUCUGAAGAAUGUUGAUCAAUUUAGUUAUUUCAGAUUUACAGUUGGGUUGCUCCAAUGCAAAAGGUGUACUCUUGUUAAAGUACUAGUUAGAAACAACUUAUGUAUGUGUAAAAAUCUUUAACAUUGUGGUUUUGUAUUUAUGAUUACACUUUAAAAUAGGGGUAGAAUGUAUUAGAAGUUGAUGUGUAUUUCAUAGUAAUAAAUAUGAAUUGAAUAGGAAAUCAUGUUUCUUUUUCUCCAAAUGCAAUUGUGUCAUCUUAGUGAAAUAUUAGUCUAUCCCACCACAGUCUGACAUUUUUCUCAGUUUGCAUUGAACUAAUUCUGCUUCACUCUCACUUUGCAUACUUAAAUUUCAUUCCAUUAAUAUCAAUAGGUGGACCCAGGUUUUACUGAAAUGAGUUAUCUUAUUAGUAUUAGUACUUGAAGAUCUUUUCAUUUAUA